Messenger RNA from Closterium sp. Yama58-4, 1536 nucleotides. The record is from the annotation of a GenBank genome assembly. NCBI's taxonomy places the organism in Eukaryota, Viridiplantae, Streptophyta, Zygnematophyceae, Desmidiales, Closteriaceae.
AUGCCGCUCCAGAGCAUCCCAUCCCCAACUGCAGCAGAGGACAAGGCAGAGGACAAGGCAGAGGAGAGCGCAGAGGACAAGGCAGAGCGUCAGCAUGGAGCAGCAGGCCUUAAACCCCUCCGUUGGUCAAGCCCGGACAGAUCAAGCUCGUUCUCAGCCUCCCAGAGCCAAUCCGGGGUCGUCUCCCCAGCUUCACCAAACCUGCUUCAGCUCAACCUUGCCAGCCACUCGGAUGGUUCAUCAGAGGGCGACGCUCACUCACACUCACCCCUCAGGCGGUUCCCCUCGGGAAUCCAUGGCUGGGAGUCUGAGGACCAAGCCAUCUACUGCUUCCUGGGCGAUGGAACCAUUGUGAUGUGGAACGUAGGGUCCGAGAAGCUGUUUGGGUACACAGCGGAGGAGGCUAUGGGGCGGAACAUAGUGGACCUGCUAUGUUGCCAGAAGACAAGCCACGCCGCCUUUCAAAUCAUUGCACGCUUGCAGGGGGGGCAGUGCUGGACGGGCAAUUUCUCUCUUAUCAAGAAGUCAGGCGAAGUUUUUGACGCCAUGAUUACAGACUGGCCAAUAUUUGACAGCAAGGGCAGCGUGAGCAUGAUUGUGGGAGUGGCGAGUGACAGCCGGCCGUUCAAGGAGCAGAUUCGAGCUCUUAUCGACAGCUGCAGCAGCAGCAUGCACGUCAGCACGUCCCUUGGCCCUGUCUCCACCGCCUCUCCUGGUGCUGCCGCCGUUGCCGCUGCUUUUCAUUCUGCUGCUUCACCUCUGCCUGGCUCUACUGCUGCUGCCUCCGUUCGCCAUGCUGCCUACCCUGGCGUUGAUGACUUCCCAUCGCCAGCCACGCCACUUGAGACCAUCCCAUCCCCAACUGCAGCAGAGGACAAGGAAGGGGACAAGGAAGGGGACAACACACAGGACAAGGCAGAGCACCGGCAGGUAGUAGCAGGCGUGAAGCCGCUGCAGCUGAAUGUGACCGCGGCACCCCUGCGGCCGAUCCGAGUUCCUGAAAACGCGACCGUGUUUGCGACUGGAAACGCAAAUGGAGGUGCUCCUUCCCGCGUGGCUCGUGUGGCCUCUCGGCUCUCUGCUGCUCCUCUGCGCGCUCCCUCUCAGUUCCGCGCUGCUGCUCUGCAUGUCCCCGCUUUGGACCGCACUGCACCUCUGCAACUGCCCUUGUUAACCCGGUUAACCCGUGCUGAUGAGGCUGAUCAGACAGUGCCUCUGCCAGACCUUGCUGUUCGUGCCUCUGGGGCCCUGUACUUUCAAGGAGGGGAAGUGGGCGGAGGAGAAGCAGCAGCAGCAAUGGCGUUAGAUUACCCGAAGGGAGAAGCAGCAGUGCCGUUUGGUUUCAGUGCAGAAGGGGAGACAGGAGGAGGGGAAGCAGGUGUGCCGUUUGAAUUUGAUGCAGAGGGCGAGGAUGAUGCUCACGUGGAGGGUCAGCAGCACCCGUGGCAAAUACCCUUCGCUUCCACUGUCCUGUCCCUGGUAAGCUUCAUGCUCCUUUGGAACUCCCUGCUUCCUUUGAAUCGUUCUUUCUGGUAA